UAUUAUUUUAACAGAGACAACGAGAGGGAUCUCCAUUAUGUGCAGGAGUAUGAGCCUGAAAACGAGGACAACAAACAUCUCCGGAUCCUUCUGUACGGACCCGUCGGGGCUGGGAAGUCCAGCUUCAUCAACUCCGUCAGCAGCAUCAUAAAAGGCCGACUGACUACUCCGGCUUUGGCCAGUUCAAUCACCUCUGACAAAAGUUUCACCAAAAAAUAUGAAACUCAUAAAAUCAUGAAAGGAAGAGGACAGUCAAAGACAUAUUAUCCUUUCGUCUUCAAUGACGUCAUGGGUCUGGAGAAUGGGGACGGAGACGGAGUUCGUGCUGAUGACAUCAAACUGGCCCUGAAUGGACAUGUUAAGGAAGGAUACAAGUUCAACCCGGUAUCUCCACUGACUGCUAAGGAUCCAUGGUACAACCCAAAUCCCUCUGCAGACGACAAAGUCCAUAUUCUGGUUUGUGUGUUUUCUGCCAACUCAGCAGAAAUUACAGACUCAGUUCUGAAGAAGAUGGCGGAAAUCAGGGAGGUAGCCAGUGAUAUCGGGAUUCCCCAGAUGGCAAUAGGCACCCAAGUUGAUUUAGCCUGUCCUGAAACUGAGAAGGAGCUGAGGAAUGUGUACAAGAGCAAGCACAUCAAGAAAAAGGUGAAAGACUUCAGCGCUGCAGUUGGAAUCCCUGAGAACUGCAUCUUCCCUGUGAAGAACUACAGUGAAAAGGAAGAUAAAGACGUCAUCACUCUGAUCCUGAGUGCUCUGAGACAAAUGAUCGACUUCGGAGACGACUUUAUUGAGAAAUAUAGCUCAGCGUAA
Messenger RNA from Etheostoma cragini (Arkansas darter), 810 nucleotides. RefSeq names its product interferon-induced protein 44-like. The transcript is spliced from 5 exons. The annotation marks the transcript as partial. Lineage: Eukaryota; Metazoa; Chordata; Actinopteri; Perciformes; Percidae. The record is from RefSeq and is a predicted model, not a curated record.